AAAUCAUAAAAAAUGAUGGGCUGUGUCACUGACUUCUUCACUUAUGAAACAACUAAAUCUGUUGUUGUGAAAAGCUGGACGAUUGGAAUAAUCAACAGAGCCGUGCAAUUGCUCAUCAUAACAUAUUUUGUUUGUUGGGUGUUUCUCCAUGAAAAAGCUUAUCAGAUUCGUGAUUCCUCCAUUGAAUCCUCUGUUAUGACCAAAGCGAAAGGUGUUGGCCGUUACAGUGAUAGAGUGAUGGAUGUAGCAGAUUAUGUCACACCUCCACAGGGUUCCUCUGUAUUUGUUAUUCUCACAAAGCUGAUUACAACUGAAAAUCAAGUACAGUCUGCCUGCCCUGAGACUGAUUACAAAUAUAAAUGCUUAAAUGACAGUCACUGCAAAAAAGGCAAGCCUACAGGCAAUGGUUACCUCACGGGACACUGUGAAAAGGAUUUUUGUCAGAUUCAGGGUUGGUGCCCAACUGAAAAUGACACUGUUAAAGUGCCUAUCUUGAUGGAAGCAGAGAAUUUUACAAUUUUUGUGAAAAACAGUGUGAGAUUUCCUUUGUUUGACUUUGAAAAGGGUAACUUACCUGAUAACCUAAAUUGCCGAUAUAAUCCAAAAACACAUCCUUUCUGUCCAAUCUUCCGACUUGGAGACAUCUUGAAACUAGCAGGUCAGAACUUUACAAACCUAGCAGACAAGGGUGGUGUGAUGGGAAUUAAGAUUGGUUGGUUAUGUGAUCUGGAUCAGUCCUGGGACCUGUGUGUCCCUAAAUACAGCUUCACAAGACUGGAUAGUGUUUCACAAAAGAGCAAUAUUUCUCCAGGAUACAACUUCAGAUUUGCCCGGUAUUACAUGCGUCCAGAUGGCUCUGAGUUCCGAACUUUAAUUAAAGCCUUUGGAAUACGAGUGGAUGUCAUUGUUUAUGGCAAUGCUGGGAAAUUUAACAUAAUACCAACUCUCAUCAAUAUAGUUGCAGCAUUUACCUCUGUGGGUGUGGGGACUGUUCUGUGUGAUAUAAUUUUAUUAAACUUUUUGAAAGGAGCCGACCAAUAUAAAGCUAAGAAGUUUGAGGAGGUCUCAGAUUCCAGCCCACCUUUGGGAAGUCAGAUAUAUAAAAGUGACCAGACACUGACUGGACGUGGUGAUGAGAAAAGAUCUACAGAUUCUGGGGCCUAUUCUAUUGGACUGUGAUAUUCCUUCUGCAACUUCUGUACAGCAAUCAUGUUCCCACUUUGUUAUUUCCCUUUAAAUACUCUUAUUUCAGUUUGGUUCAGUCUAACCUAAAUGACGGACCUGCAGGCUAUCUGUCUUUUUACCUUUGUUAUGUGACUUCUGUAACUUCUCUAGCUCCCCUAUGGCACAAAGUACAUUUUUGCAGGUGCAUAUUUCUUGAACUAAAUCUCAAUGUGAUUUCUUUAAAUUUAUCGGCCAGAGUAAAUUCUACUUUAAAAUA
Messenger RNA from Bombina bombina (fire-bellied toad), 1441 nucleotides. RefSeq names its product purinergic receptor P2X 3 (gene P2RX3). Gene Ontology annotation, biological process: response to ATP; monoatomic cation transmembrane transport. The transcript is spliced from 12 exons. The coding region runs from base 13 to 1179 and encodes 388 amino acids. The record is from RefSeq and is a predicted model, not a curated record. Gene Ontology annotation, molecular function: extracellularly ATP-gated monoatomic cation channel activity; ATP binding; purinergic nucleotide receptor activity. Lineage: Eukaryota; Metazoa; Chordata; Amphibia; Anura; Bombinatoridae. Gene Ontology annotation, cellular component: plasma membrane; nuclear inner membrane.